Liolophura sinensis is the source of this 813-nucleotide messenger RNA. RefSeq names its product homeobox protein Hox-B7a-like. Gene Ontology annotation, biological process: regulation of transcription by RNA polymerase II. Gene Ontology annotation, cellular component: nucleus. The record is from RefSeq and is a predicted model, not a curated record. Gene Ontology annotation, molecular function: RNA polymerase II cis-regulatory region sequence-specific DNA binding; DNA-binding transcription factor activity, RNA polymerase II-specific. Lineage: Eukaryota; Metazoa; Mollusca; Polyplacophora; Chitonida; Chitonidae. The transcript has 2 exons. The coding region runs from base 1 to 813 and encodes 270 amino acids.
AUGGCCAUUGACAUGAAGUUUCGUGAUUAUGGCUGCAGUAGUGAUGACGCUGCAGUGACUGCUAGCCUGCUGUCGUGUAGCAGAAACGCACGAGGGCUAGGAUUAUAUAACAGCGCAGUUGACUCUUCACGGAGAAUGCCGACGGAUACCUCAGUGUCCGACUCUACCAGGUUUGACACAUCCCCUCUGACGGCCACGGCCGCUUCGCUCAACUCCUGUUCACCUUACUUCGGAAGCGCUGCAUCGUCGACUGGAGCAUCGGUUUCCUUGGAAUCGUUCGACCCUGUAACGGACCGCAGGGCGAUUCAUCCAUACUUCUCACAUAUAGCCGUCUAUGAUGUCGCCAUACCGUCCAGUAGGCAUUUUGUUCACGAUCAGGAGGGUGGGUUCAUGUUGGGCCGUGGGGACAGGUACACCCCCCACCCAUCACACCACCACCACCACCACACUUACGGGACGAACAAUUCCCUGUGGAAAAUGGCUGAAGUUUCCGGUAACUUGGCCAGUCACGUGCCCGUCGGUCACAGCGUGCCAAUCCAUCAUUAUCCAUUUCUUCAGGCAACAGGCAUUCCUCAAUCUACCCAUCUUCCACCUACCACGAUAGCGCCAUCGGCCAUUACGCUGCGCAAGAGACGCCGACCCUACAGUAAAUACCAAAUAGCCGAGCUAGAGAGAGAGUACCUGGGAUCCGCCUACAUAUCCAAAACCAGGAGAUGGGAACUGGCACAAAGGAUCCAUCUGACAGAGAGACAAAUUAAAAUCUGGUUCCAGAAUAGACGAAUAAAGGAAAAAAAGAUUCAAAACAAAACCUAA